AUGUAAACCAUUUAAAUCAUAUUUUUCUUUUUUAUCAUGGGGAGCACAGCAAGAUUUGCCAAUACCGACACAUAUAAUUAAUCUAAAUUGGCAGAGAAAAUUCAUUAAAGUUAUCAUCAAACUUAACAAUAAAAUUGGCAACUCUAACAUCAAAAUAGUUCUACAAAAGACCUGAAUUUGACAAAUCAAAAGGAAAUAUAGUUCAAAAUCUGUUCAGAUAUAGAAGAUCCUGAAUAAUGUUCAAAACUUCAUCCUUCUGGAAUAGAAUGUGAAUGGAAUGGAUCUUGUCUGGCUAAACAUCAAUCAAAUAAAAUUCCUGAGUUAAUGAAGAAAGAAAAAUCUCUUAAGAAUCUAGAAAAAUAUACAUAUAGGGAUUAGUGUAGAGAAAUCUUUGAAAGAACAAAUUGUUUAGUUUCUAAAAUAUAAGGAUUACAAUGUGUUUGGGUUAACAAUUAAUGUUUAACUAACUGUAAUGUUAUAUCCUCUUAAGAUUUAUGCCUCAGAAAUAUUGCUACAACAAAUGUCUAGAAAUGUUUGAUAAUUAAAAAUCAAAAUGACAAUAAUUCUCGUCUAAAUUGUUCAUAACGCUCUUCUGAUUGCAAAUAUGAUGAUUUGAAUCAAUAUAGUUGCAUUUGGUAAAACAAUUAGUGCUAAGUUGCUAUGUGUCACUAAUUCCAAGAUGAAUAAAAGUGUAAUGAUUAACAAUCUUGCAAUUGGCAUAUUUCAAUGAAAAUGUGUUUAACAGAUACAGAAUUACCUUAGUAUGAUAAACCUUGCGACAUUUCAAUGAACAUGUCAAUUUUAAGCUACUAUGCUUUUCUUCUUCUGAUAUUUAUUUGA
This is a messenger RNA of Paramecium tetraurelia, 840 nucleotides long. RefSeq lists its product as uncharacterized. The transcript has 3 exons. The record is from RefSeq and is a predicted model, not a curated record. Lineage: Eukaryota; Ciliophora; Oligohymenophorea; Peniculida; Parameciidae.